Messenger RNA from Python bivittatus (Burmese python), 611 nucleotides. The record is from RefSeq and is a predicted model, not a curated record. Lineage: Eukaryota; Metazoa; Chordata; Lepidosauria; Squamata; Pythonidae.
UUUUCAGCGAGUUCCGUUGGCUUGAGUCAGGCUGGAUUGCUAUGGCUGUUUCUCCUUAUGUGCAGGCCAUGCAGGAGCUGUUCCGAGCUAACACGCGGAGCCGUGAAUUCCCUGCGCACGGGGCCAAGGUCCACUCGGUGGCCUGGAGCUGCUGUGGCCGCCGUCUUGCCUCCGGCUCCUUCGACAAGACCGCCAGCGUCUUCGUGCUGGAUAAAGACCGGCUGGUUAAGGAAAACAAUUACCGUGGCCAUGGAGAUAGUGUGGAUCAGUUGUGCUGGCAUCCCAGUAACCCAGAUCUGUUUGUCACGGCAUCUGGUGAUAAAACCAUUCGUAUAUGGGAUGUCCGAACCACUAAGUGCAUUGCCACAGUGAAUACGAAAGGGGAAAACAUUAAUAUCUGCUGGAGCCCUGAUGGCCAGACUAUUGCAGUAGGGAAUAAGGAUGAUGUGGUCACAUUCAUUGAUGCUAAGACGCAUCGGUCCAAAGCUGAGGAGCAGUUCAAGUUUGAGGUGAAUGAGAUAUCUUGGAACAAUGACAACAACAUGUUUUUCCUCACCAAUGGCAACGGUUGCAUCAACAUCCUCAGGUACCUUCACCAUGGCCUUUUCUAG